CCCUUUUAUUCUAUUCUGCCGCCAUUUUCUUUCUUUCCCUUCUAUUAUUCCCCCUUCUAUUAUUCCUCAAUCUAUCCAUCGAACCUCUUCCUAUCCCUCCUCACCGAAGAUUAGAUAUCCUAGAUACAGAUAGAUAGUAGAAGUGAGAGAUAGGAGAGAGAGGUGGGACAAAGUAUGCAGCAGCCUACGCAUCCGAUGGCUUCCAUGCCUCCAAUGGCCACCCAGAACAUCACCACCGAACAGAUUCAGAAGUACUUGGAUGAAAACAAGCAGCUGAUCUUGGCAAUCUUGGAUAAUCAAAAUCUGGGGAAGCUUACAGAAUGUGCUCAGUACCAAGCCCAGCUUCAAAAGAAUCUGCUGUAUCUGGCUGCAAUUGCAGAUGCCCAACCACAGGCACCUGCAGCUCGUCCACAGACGAUGCCACAUGGUGCAAUGCCGCAGGGGGCCCAUUACAUGCAGCAGGGGCCCAUGUUUCCUCCCAGGGCUCCUUUGCAAUUCAAUCCCCAGCAAAUGCAGGAACAGCAGCAACAACAGCAGCUUCACCACCAACCACAAGUGCUGCCUUUUCCAGGCCAUAUGGGCAUGAGACCUGGGGCCAUCAAUGGCAUGCAUGCCAUGCAUGCUGACCCAUCUCAUGGAGGCAGUGCUGACCUCCGGCCAGCUCCGAACUUGGCUGAGUUCCCACAUGGCAGCAGCACUCCUACUGGCUCCAUAGAUGGGCGAGGAAGCAAGCAAGAUGCAGGUGGUGCAGUGUCUGAACCCGCCACUGGUGCUGAUGACCAUAGGAACUCAGGGAGAGAGAGAAGCAGGGAUGGUGAACCAAACAUAUCUGAGAAGGCCUGAAGAUGUUAAAGAUACCAUGAGCUUGGAGCUCUGGAAUGAUAACUUUGACAAACACCGCAUAUAUAACUAAAUGACCAAUGUUAUGGCAAUCUUUUCUGCCUCUUCUGAUAAAUCGUCAUACCUCCAUGCAUGACUAGUGUUACUGGUUUUGAACCUUCAGUAGUCCAUGAUGAUCCUUUUGAGUUUCCUUCAUAUGCACUUGAAUGUUGUCAUGAUGAAUACCUGUGAUUAUAUACAUCUCUACUUUUGUU
Molecule: messenger RNA, 1094 nt
Organism: Phoenix dactylifera (date palm)
Lineage: Eukaryota; Viridiplantae; Streptophyta; Magnoliopsida; Arecales; Arecaceae
Source: RefSeq, a predicted model, not a curated record